This is a messenger RNA of Bolinopsis microptera, 2434 nucleotides long. RefSeq names its product matrix metalloproteinase-14-like. The transcript has 13 exons. Lineage: Eukaryota; Metazoa; Ctenophora; Tentaculata; Lobata; Bolinopsidae. Gene Ontology annotation, biological process: proteolysis; extracellular matrix organization; collagen catabolic process. Gene Ontology annotation, cellular component: extracellular matrix. Gene Ontology annotation, molecular function: metalloendopeptidase activity; zinc ion binding. Bases 8 to 1621 code for a protein of 537 amino acids. The record is from RefSeq and is a predicted model, not a curated record.
UUCAGAUAUGACAAUGGCUGUGUCAGUGCUAGCGUACAUCCUUCCCUUCUUUUGCUCGUUUACUUUGCUUUCAUCAACUGAUCCCGAGGAUUAUUUGAAGAAGUACGGAUACUUAGAGAUAGACCCAGCGGCAGCUACAAACGGAGAAGAACAUCUUAGCAGUUCUAUCUUAAAGUUUCAGGAUUACCAUAGUCUAAAUCUAACUGGUGUAUUGGACGAUGAAACACUUCAAAAAAUGGCCACUCCACGAUGUGGGAUGCCAGAUUUUGAGCCUGAACAAUCCACCUCAGGGCGCCUGAAAAGAUACGCAAUUGCUUCCAAAUGGAGAAGAAAGGAUCUCAAAUACCUUAUAUCAAAGUACUCCGAGCAAAAAAGCCUAGCUAAAUCUUCGAUUGACGACAUAUUUUCCUCUGCCCUAGAUCUGUGGCAGGAUUCUGCCGACUUGACGUUUACAAAGACCCACAAAGAAAAGCAUGCCGACUUAAUAGUGUCGUUUGUUAAAGGGUCUCACGAGACCAACAGAACCUCUCACAUGGAUAAAAAAUUAUCAUUUGAUGGACCGGGUGGAGUAUUAGCUCACGCUUCCUUCCCGACUGUUGGGGAAAUACAUUUUGAUGACGACGAAAACUGGCUGUUAAAUGGAGCCCAAAAAGAUGGCUAUGAUCUCAUGUGGGGAGCAGUGCACGAGAUUGGACAUGCUCUAGGAUUAAAACAUACUAAAGUAAAAGACAGUGUGAUGAAUCCUGUCUACAAGAGAGGAGUGUUUGAUAAACUCGGAGAUGAUGAUAUUGAGGGAAUUAUUAAGCUGUACGGCACUGCAACUAAAAAAGUCACAGAAGCAGUAACGACAAUGGCCCCUUGGGACGCUUCAGCCAGCACCGAUUUCGCUAUGAUGAGUUCAACUAAAGAAACUUGCAUAGUUGCCGAUAAAAUUGAUGCUGUUUUAACCAUAGGUAAAGCGUUCUUCAUGUUCCGAGGAGACCAAGUGUGGAUGUAUAACCAGCAGGACUCCAUGCCCCACUAUCCCGUUAAAAUAUCCUCCGUCUUUCCCGGGAUAUCCGGUCCUAUCACCGCUGCCAUGGCUGGUAUCAACAACAAAAUUUACUUCUUCAGGAACAAAAUGCUAUGGAGGUGGGACUGGGUCAGGAAGUCUGUGGAUCGUGGCUUUCCUAAACAUGUCAAAGAUUUUGGAGGAAUUCACGACAAUAUCGUAGCCGCUUUCAAGUGGUCCCACAACAGUAAGGGUUACUUGUUCGGUAGCAACGGGAAGUACUGGAGAUACGACUUCUGGAGCAAUAGAAUAGAUCCUGGGUAUCCCCGAACUAUUAGAACCUGGAGAGGAAUUCCUAACUCCCUGGACGCCAUCACCUCGGCUCCUGACGGCAAAACUUACGUUUUUAAAGAUAAAAGUUACUGGUUGUACAGCAACAGACUCUACAGACUUCAAGGUCAGAGAUACGACACUGAAAACAAGUGGCUCUCCUGUGAAGAUCAUAACGCUAACUUCGUGUCAAUGGAGGAUGGUAGCGAGGAAGUGGCAGCCCUUGUUGACUCCUCAUCUUCCUCUGGGCACAUUGCCAGCACAAUGCUUGUGUCCGUCCUUGCACUUCGUAUAGUCUGAGGAAACCAGCCCUGUAGAUUAAAACUCGGUCCUUCCUAGUGAGGACUUGAGGUCUGAAACUACUAAAGAAAAGAAUGUGAAAAUGGCGAAGAAACUGCAGGCCGGAACAUUAGGAAUUGAACUUUGGUGGUUGGUUUUUGUAUUUGGCGAGGGAUCAAACGGACAAUUUAGUAUCAGAUUAUUUAUUUGAUAUUAAUAAAACAAACGUUUUAAUCAGUUUGAUAUGUAUGCACCAAUUUCCACUUCCAGUUCUACAGUUCUAUUUACUUAUUUAAUGAAUUUAUAGCAAUAUUGCAUGAGAGACCUGGUCUUCAUCAAUAUUUCGUUUCUUUGAUUUUUACAGAAUUUUACUUUUAUAACUUCAUGCCUUUGCUAAAUCCUUUGCGUACUCUUGCAAAUGUUUCUUUAUUUCCACAAAACAUCAUCAUAUACGUUAUUAAAUUUAGCGUAGAUAUUUGAGAUAAUUUCGUUUUGUGAUAAGUAAUUAGAUAAAUCUUGUUAUGAUUUAUGUGAUUUCUAUUAUGGGAUUGAAUAACACUAUAUCUCUAAACUUUUGUCAACCUUUUGUUAAUGCUAGAUAAGCCUGGGCUGAGCAUGCAUAGGUUACCGAUAGUUCGAUUACUGAUACUCGACGGUGAGAAAAUUCUUGGGAAUUUUCAUUUACUUUAUAUUUUGACUAUUUAUACAUGGUUUUUGUAAUACUAACAUAAAAUUGAGUUGUAUUAUAUCUGUACAGUACAGUAUAUAAUGAUAUUAGUAUUAGUAUAACAACUCUUGUGAAGUGAUAUUUAAUUUAUUUUAUUUCAUUUUUAA